This is a messenger RNA of Oreochromis niloticus (Nile tilapia), 2541 nucleotides long. Its product is annotated as protein NLRC3. The transcript is spliced from 8 exons. The record is from RefSeq and is a predicted model, not a curated record. Lineage: Eukaryota; Metazoa; Chordata; Actinopteri; Cichliformes; Cichlidae. The coding region runs from base 886 to 2541 and encodes 551 amino acids.
AAAGAAGAAGACCACCGGUAGAGCAGCUGGAUUUCUUCACCGUUUGCUCGGGACUCUCAAGAUUUGUUGCAGACAUGAUGUGGGAAACCUUGCCUGGGUCGAAAUUAACCUGGAUUACACUGUGAAGGUAUGAAAUAGGAACAAAAUGUAAAGGUUAGAGGAAAUGAUUAAUUAAUGGGUCCACUCUGUGUUUACCACAUGCCCAUUAAUAACAGUAGUGACCAGGUUCACCAGUUUCAGCAGCUGGAAGUUGUAAAUUAAGAAAUAGUCUGUAAUGCUCAUGAAAGCAGAUUGUUACUGGUGGAAAGAUUAUCCUAAACACCACCUUUGGAAGGAAACAUGACUUGCAGUUUGCAAAUUUUUGUUGUUUUUAAUCAGUGUCUUACUCUGUAUGAGCUGUAACAUCUGUCUUUUUUAAACACUUUUCUUUCUUCACCAAUCAGCUGAAGUGUUUGAAAAUAUUUGCUGGAUUGACUGAAUUUUCCAGUCAAAGUGAUCCACUGGUCCAGUUUAAAUUCGACCUGAAAACUGUCACACUCCAGGACGGGUGUCUAUAUGUGUACUGGUUUCUUAAUGUAGGGUGGGGUAUCUCUUUUUGGAGUUUCCUCCUUAUCAGUCAAAAACAGGUGAUGCAUGUUCAGAGAUUUUGGUCAAUGAGUAGCAUGUGUGCUGACUCACUGUUGGAGGGAUUUAUAAGCCACUGACCCUAAAGGCCGGUCAGUUUAGAACAGCAGACCCUUCAUUCAAACACAGUGUGUAGGGUCAGAUUAGAACUAGAUACUCGUGUCAGUGAAUGCAUUCUGUAUGUUCUGGGAUGAUUUGUGUUUCCUCUCCAGGUAAAGGUAGAAAGUGUGUGUGAGCUGAUGUGGAUGUGAAUUCAGCAGCAUGGACCAGUGUGAGGACAGAGAGGAGGGAGUCCCUCCCUCUAAAAGAGCCAGAGAGAGCCAGAGCAAAGCUCAGAGGAACCAACCUGGAACUGAACCCAGCUGUGUGUCCUUACAGAGUGAUGCCUCAGUUGAACGCCACAUUGAAUUUAAACAACAACCCUCUGCUGCAGGGAGAAAUACAGUUAGGACUACAGCUGGAUCUGACCCCAGUCCUGAACCUAGCAAUGUGUCCUUGAAGAGCACCGCCUCGGCUGAACGGGUCAUUGAAUUUAAAGGACAGCCCUGUACUGCGGAGAGUAUCACCAGGUCAGAUGUUCCCACUGGUCCGACUGUCUCGCAGGAUAAAACACACCUGGACUCCAUAUUUAUGCUGUUGGAGGAGAACCUCAAUGCUUUUGUGAAGAAUGAACUGAGAAAGAUCCAGAAGGUUCUGAGUCCAGAUUACAUAAAGAGUCAGGCAGAGGAGGUGUUGCAGGGUGACCAUGAGAUGGAGAGGAAGAGCAGCAGUGAGGCAUUUCUUAGGAUCACAGCGAACUUCCUGAGAAUAAUGAAGCAGGAGGUGCUGGCUCAACGUCUGGAGAAUAGAUUCCCCAUCAUGUGUCAGAAUAAACUUAAAUCUAACCUGAAGAAGAAGUUCCAGUGUGUGUUUGAGGGAAUUGCUAAAGAAGGAAACCCAACCUUUCUGAAUCAGAUCUACACAGAGCUCUACAUCACAGAGGGAGAGACUACAGAGGUCAACCAAGAACAUGAGAUUAGACAGAUUGAAACAGCAUCCAGGAAAUCAGACAGACCAGAAACAACAAUUAGACAAGAAGACAUCUUUAAAACUUCACUUGGAAUAGAUAAGCCAAUCAGAACAGUCCUGACAAAGGGAGUGGCUGGCAUUGGAAAAACAUUCUUAACGCGGAAGUACACACUAGAUUGGGCCGCUGAAAAAGCCAACCAGGACAUCCAAUUCAUGUUUCCAUUCACUUUCAGAGAGCUGAAUUUGUUGAAAGAGAAAAAGUUCAGCCUGGUGGAACUUGUUCAUCACUUCUUUACUGAAACCAAAGAAUCAGGAAUCUGCAGCUUUGAAGACUUCCAGGUUCUGUUUAUCUUUGAUGGUCUGGAUGAGUGUCGACUUCAUCUGGACUUCCACUACACAGAGACCCUGACUGAUGUUACAGAGCCCACUGCAGUGGGUGUGCUGCUCACAAACCUCAUCAGGGGUAAGCUGGUUCCAUCUGCUCGAAUCUGGAUAACCACACGACCUGCAGCAGCCAAUCAGAUCCAUCCUGAGUGUGUUGACAUGGUGACAGAGGUUAGAGGGUUCACUGAACAACAGAAGGAGGAGUACUUCAAGAAGAGAUUCAGAGAAGAGCAGGCCAGCAAAAUCAUCUCCCAUAUCAAGACAUCACGAAGCCUCCACAUCAUGUGCCACAUCCCAGUCUUCUGCUGGAUCACUGCUACAGUUCUGGAGGAUGUGCUGAAAACCAAAAAGAGGAGAGAGUUGCCUAAGAACUUGACUGAGAUGUACAUCCACUUCCUGGUGGUUCAGGCCAAAGUGAAAAAGGUCAAGUAUGAUGGAGGAGCUGAGACAGAUCCACACUGGAGUCCAGAGAGCAGGAAGAUGAUUGAGUCUCUGGGGUGGAGCCUUCAGGAGAACAAUGGUUGA